Messenger RNA from Mizuhopecten yessoensis (Yesso scallop), 1008 nucleotides. RefSeq names its product baculoviral IAP repeat-containing protein 7-like. Gene Ontology annotation, biological process: regulation of cell cycle; negative regulation of apoptotic process. The coding region runs from base 231 to 998 and encodes 255 amino acids. Gene Ontology annotation, molecular function: cysteine-type endopeptidase inhibitor activity involved in apoptotic process. Gene Ontology annotation, cellular component: spindle microtubule; cytoplasm; nucleus. Lineage: Eukaryota; Metazoa; Mollusca; Bivalvia; Pectinida; Pectinidae. The record is from RefSeq and is a predicted model, not a curated record. The transcript has 3 exons.
GGUCACGAUAAACGAUGGCGAAUGCCAAACUAAAUAAUAUAACUUCCGGGUCCGGUGAGAGACAGAGCUGUUUACACAAUACUUCCAAAUAACUACGCUCAAGUUAUUCCUACCCUCUUUCACUUUCUGGAGUAAACAAUGAUGUUCUACGCAGACUAUCGAAUAGUCUUCUAGUAUGAUAGUGACAACAGAAAUACCAGGAUGAGGUGGAAUUCCUUAUCUGUUUGACAAUGGAUUAUGCACCCCCACUUCCCAGAGAAAGAUACAAGCAUCUAAGAGACCCAGAGCUACGCAGAAAGAGUUACAAAAAAUGGCCCUCCGGUACCAGUGACACUCUUUUUAGGGAACUCAUUGAUGAAGGGUUUUUCAGUAUUGAUGAAGAAAAACGGAAAGUUCAAUGCGUCUACUGUGGUGGUGUGCUCGUUGGCAUUGAAGAGGGACAGAAUGUUCAUAUAACUCAUUAUCGACAUUUUCCAACAUGUGAUAGAUUCAAGUGGCGUGAAGCUGAUUUUGAAUCACUGUUUGGCCCCAUUCAUGGCAUUGUUAGUGGGGUUCAUAACUUGUCUAUGGCAGGCUCGGCAACAGCUAACGGUGUAUCCUUAGAUUCUACAGAUGAGGGAUAUCAGAGCAUACAAAAAGAUCUGGAAGUUGAUGGUUUCAAUUCCAAUUCCUAUUUAGAUGGAAGACAGAGAGACUCCUCCAAUCCAUUUUACACAAUAGGAGAAGAAAAGUACCCACGCCACACCUAUUAUGCAUUAUUUAUAGAUCGAAUGAAGACAUUUAAAAAAUGGCCUGAGGAUUCAUGUCAAACUCCCAAAGCACUUGCAGGAGCAGGACUUUUUUAUACAGGUGUGGAGGAUGUUUGUGAAUGCUAUUGUUGUGGGGGUCAGCUUGAAGGCUGGGAGCCUGGUGACAUUCCGCAGACGGAACACGAUACAUGGUUUGGUGAUAAAUGUCCGUUGACGUUGGCAAUGAAGGGAAAACUGCCCACAACCUGAGGAGACAAGG